GUAGGGUCCUCUUGAGUGCUCAUUGGUCGGAGGGCGGGGCCUCUGCGCUGCCGGAGGCGGGGCCUGUCUGGAGAGCCGCCAAAUUGGGCAUCGUUUUUGGAGAACCGAGAACAGCUUGGAGAACGAAAUGUGGCUGGAUAACUUGGGACUGAUGAUGUGGCGACUAUCAGUUCUGCUGUUGCUCUUGCUGCUCAGGCACGGGGCCCAGGGAAAGCCAUCCCCUGACGCAGGCCCUCAUGGCCAGGGGAGGGUGCACCAGACGGCCCCACUGAGCGAGGCCCCUCAUGAUGACGCCCACGGGAACUUCCAAUACGACCAUGAGGCUUUCCUGGGACGAGAGGUAGCCAAGGAAUUCGACCAGCUCAGCCCGGAGGAAAGCCGAGCCCGUCUGGGGCGCAUCGUGGACCGCAUGGACCGCGCUGGGGAUGGGGACGGCUGGGUGUCACUAGCUGAGCUCCGUGCGUGGAUCGCUCACACGCAGCAGCGACACAUACGGGACUCGGUGAGCGCAGCCUGGGACACGUAUGACACGGACCGCGACGGGAGUGUGGGUUGGGAGGAGCUGCGCAACGCCACCUAUGGCUAUUACACGCCCGGUGAAGAAUUUCAUGACUUGGAGGAUGCAGAGACCUAUAGGAAGAUGCUGGCUCGGGACGAGCGGCGUUUCCGGGUGGCUGACCAGGAUGGGGACUCGAUGGCCAGUCGGGAGGAGCUGACGGCCUUCUUGCACCCAGAGGAGUUCCCACACAUGCGGGAUAUCGUGGUUGCCGAAACCAUGGAGGACUUGGACAAGAACAAAGAUGGCUACAUCCAAGUGGAUGAAUACAUCGCGGACCUGUACUCAGAGGAACCUGGGGAGGAGGAGCCAGCCUGGGUCCAGACAGAGCGGGAGCAGUUCCGGGACUUUCGGGACCUGAACAAGGACGGGCGGCUGGAUGGGAAUGAGGUCGGCCACUGGGUGCUGCCCCCAGCCCAGGACCAGCCACUGGUGGAGGCUAACCACUUGCUGCACGAGAGUGACCUGGACAAGGAUGGGCGUCUGAGCAAAGAUGAGAUCCUGGGCAACUGGAACAUGUUCGUGGGCAGCCAGGCCACCAACUACGGUGAGGACCUGACACGUCACCAUGAUGAGCUCUGAGCCCAGCACACUCACCACAGCUUCGUGGCCCCUUGGGAUCAUCCCAGGAGAAGCCCCCGUGGCAAGGUCCUCCCUCCAUGUCUGGACCUGCAGGAUGUGGACACAGCCCCUCGGUGUCCUCCUGCCCCUGGGCUCUCACGAACCUCUGGAUGCACCGGGUCACAUUCUCUCCCUGAGACACCACAGCCUUUCUCAGCCCUCCCCACCCUGCCCCAGGGGCUCUCAUAGACCUGAAGGAUGAGGGACCACCCAUUUAUCACUGGCAGAAUCUCCCAGCCUGCCCCUUUCCCCCAAACUCAGCCUCCAAGAGCCACCACUAAUCACCUGGAACUCUAAAUCUGAGCUUCACAGGCAGGAAACAGCCUCAGCCUGGCACUCACCCGCCACUGGCAUUGUUCCCAGGAUGCCUCCCCUCUGCCAGGGAGGCAAUAAAAUCCGGUGCUGGGGCCUCAU
Rhinolophus ferrumequinum (greater horseshoe bat) is the source of this 1591-nucleotide messenger RNA. It is a transcript of the gene RCN3, whose product is annotated as reticulocalbin 3. The transcript is spliced from 7 exons. Gene Ontology annotation, cellular component: endoplasmic reticulum. Bases 128 to 1138 code for a protein of 336 amino acids. Lineage: Eukaryota; Metazoa; Chordata; Mammalia; Chiroptera; Rhinolophidae. Gene Ontology annotation, molecular function: calcium ion binding. The record is from RefSeq and is a predicted model, not a curated record.